UUGUCAGUUUUCAAACAGCUGCGGUCGGAAAAUCAUUGUGAAAAAUAUGUUGAAAAGUGGGUGGGAGGGAGCAAAAUAAAAUAAAAAGUGCGUUUAAUUUAUAUUAUAUAGUGAUAAAAUCGCAAUAAAUACCUAAGUGCCAACCUAUUUGGAAAGAAUAAAAUCAAGAAGAGUGAAAAUAAUUACGGAAAAAUUCGAAUUUUCCUUUUUGUGGAGUUAUUAAAAUUUUAUAAUACGUGUGAUCUUAACGUUCUAUGUGCAACGAGGUGCGUGCGUUGUCGAUCGCGAUGAUGGAAGAACUAGCAGAGGAGGUACAGCUCCGUUUUCCGGGGGAAAAAGUAAAUGCGCCCUUGCUUAUAACUAUUUACUACGCCGCCAGAUUGGAUCAUGCCAAACGGCUACUAGCCGCCACCAAUGAUAUACACAACAGAGAGCUGGUCAAUUAUUUAGUGAAUUUGAAAUUCGAUGAAGUCGACGGACAAGCAGUUACGCCGCUCACCAUGGCCGCUAUGGUGGGCCAUGUGACGUUCGUUAAGACGCUGCUCACCCAAUACGACAUCGACCUGGAGCGCGAGUGCAAUGUCGUUUUUGACGGUCUGCUGGUUUAUGGGGCCACUGCGCUCUGGGUUGCCGCCGGCAUGGGCCAUUUGCAAGUAGUCAAGUUAUUGGUGCAACGCGGUGCCGAUGUCAAUCACAAUACAAAAGCGCAAUCGUCACCACUUCGUGCUGCAUGCUAUGAAGGUCGCCUGGAUAUAGUUAAAUAUCUAAUUGAACAUGGCGCCGAUGUGAACUUAGCCAACACCUAUAAUAACACAUCUAUUAUGAUUGCCGCCUACAAAGGGCACGCCCAUGUUGUCGACACGUUGCUGAAGAACGGCGCAAAUCCAAAUGAGCAGGCGCUUUGUGGUGCCACAGCGCUGCAUUAUGCUGCUGAGUGUGGGCACCUCGAAGUGUGCCGUCUGUUGCUUGACCAUGGCGCUCGCAUGCAAAAAAACGAGCAUGGGCUCACACCUGUUCUGCAAGCGGCCGAGCGUACACAUGAAGCGGUGGUGGAGAUGUUUAUUUCACGCCCGGGACUGAUGACAAAAGAUGAGACAAUAAUUGCAAUCGAGCUAAUGGGUGCCUCAUUUGCUAAUGACAAGGACAACUAUGACGUCACGAAAGCUUAUCAGCAUUUGAUGCGCGCCAUGGAGAUGCGCUACGCGGACGAACAAAAAGUGAUACGUAAACGCGUAAUGGCACCGGUGCCCGCCUACGACGAUUGGUUCGAAACUGAAAAUAUACCCGAAUUGCAGGCCAUACGACUGAACCACCAUUCGAUACACAUGGAGGCAUUAACGAUACGCGAACGCAUUUUGGGUAAACAUUAUCCGGACUUGCCGCAGCCCAUUGUGUAUCGAGGUGCAGUAAUGGCCGACCAAGGACGCUUCGCACAGUGCCAAGUAUUGUGGAAUUACGCUAUCGAUCUGCGCAUGAUCAAUAAUGUUUCAGUCGAACGCGACUUGCUACGUUUUGCACAAUUAUUUUCACAGAUUCUACGGCUGGAGGAACAAACGUUGGACCUUUCGAUUGUGUUAUCUGUGCUGGUGAAGUGUCAGCAAGAAAUCGAGAAUAACAAAUAUAAAAUAGCGCAUCCCGGACCUAAGGAUGUACCGCAGAUGUUGGCGGAUCAAAAUGAACAAAACGUCGUCACUGCCCUCUACCUCAUCAAGAUAAUUACUAAACUCUUAGCGCACACCAAUAUCGAUAUACAACGACCUCAAAUCGAGCAACUCUACUCAACCAUAUUGAAAUUUAUCAAAUGCGAUACUCGUCUGGCGGAUGGCCAGACUUUGUUACAUUUGGCUGUGAACGGCGUGACGCCUGUUGAUGAUUUCUAUACAAGUGAUAUAUGCCGUUUCCCUUGCUUCCGCACUGCAUUGCUGUUGGUGCACGUAGGCGCCUCAGUUACGGCUGUCGAUCGUGAUCGCAAUACGCCCCUGCAUACGCUCGUUUCAAGUAUACAGUAUCCACGCGAUAAUCCACACGUUGUGACGCAAGCCGAAAAGAUUGUGAAACUUUUUGUGGAUGCCGGUGCACAUUUGGAUGCGGUGAAUGCGAACGGCUUGACGGCAGCACAAGUUGGUAAUGCAGCUGCUAUUAGCAACCUUAUACUCAGCUACCAGAAUUCAUUGACGUCCUUGAAAUGUAUUGCCUCGCGUUGUAUCGCUUUCCACAAGCUUAAAUACCAGGGUUUCAUACCUAAGGCGUUGGAAGCUUUUAUACAAAUGCACAGCGCCGAAAAAUUCUGCGCGUAAGCGUUGCUGCAGUUGGUGCUUUUGGCGCGGCAAUCGAGUGAAGUGAGUGUGGCCCGUAGAAGUGGUUGGGCUGA
Messenger RNA from Anastrepha ludens (Mexican fruit fly), 2371 nucleotides. RefSeq names its product protein fem-1 homolog B (gene Fem-1). NCBI's taxonomy places the organism in Eukaryota, Metazoa, Arthropoda, Insecta, Diptera, Tephritidae. The transcript has 9 exons. Gene Ontology annotation, molecular function: protein binding. The record is from RefSeq and is a predicted model, not a curated record. The coding region runs from base 255 to 2297 and encodes 680 amino acids.